AUGAAGCUCAAUGAUCGUACUAUCCAGAGAAGGCUAGCCGCGACAGAUAAGAUUAGAGCGAUACCGAGAGCUCUGCUGUAUAAUCACGUGACUCCACCUUCGGAACAUCGACAGAUCCGCCUGGACGACCUGCCUGGAACGUCAAUCCACCUUCAAUUCACAAUAAUCACAUUUCAAGUGGCGUUCCCAGACAACAAACAGCUAUGUCUGGCAAACACCCCAUCCACGUCCAUCCGGCCCGGCCUAUAUACCGAUUCGCUGCAACUGCGUUGGGAGCUAGCAUGUGGUUUUUCUUGA
Messenger RNA from Talaromyces marneffei, 297 nucleotides. RefSeq lists its product as uncharacterized. Lineage: Eukaryota; Fungi; Ascomycota; Eurotiomycetes; Eurotiales; Trichocomaceae. The record is from RefSeq and is a predicted model, not a curated record. Bases 1 to 297 code for a protein of 98 amino acids. The transcript is spliced from 3 exons.